AUGGAUACGCAAGUAUACUUUUAAAACCUCAGUAGUGGUAUACUGAAUCUAGCUCAUAUUUUCUUCCUAAGCAUUAACCUGAGCUACUGGUUGAAUUUCAUUUAUCUGCAUUGAGUCAGUGGAAUCAUAUGCACUUCAUGCACAUGUUUAGAGCCAUUUUGCACAAUGAGAAUAAGAAUGACACAACCCUGUUAGAACAUGACCUAUUCAGAGCACAGGUGAUAAGGUUGCAUGACUGAACACUCCCCCGUAUCAAAACUCCCCAGCACAGAGCAGACUCAGGCUAGACUCUCUCAGUGAUGUCCAUACAGUGAUGUUGCAGGUUGCUGCUUACAGCAGUCAUCUCUUUCAUGGGACCAGUGCCCUUAGUAGUGUAAUAUUGGUUGGAAGACUGAUUGUAUCUUGAAAGACUAAUGAAAGACUGACUGCAUCUUGAAUCAGAAAACGAAUCAGGCGAUGCUUAACAUCCAUAACCCAAGAGAUUCAUUAUCCACAUUGCCAAAGCUAAUCCUUGAGAUAAUCUUUGAGCUGUCAGUACCUUCCCACAUUUGAGGCACAGCACUGAUAGGAGCCAUUCCCUGGGCACUUUGCACAAGAGUCGGUUCAAUUACCUUUUCAAUUUCCCAUGUUUCCAUGGCGAUGUCCCACCAGCUCACAUUAGACCAUGUUCAAAUGUUAGUGUGUUUGUUCUGCAAUUGCAGCAAAGAGCUCUGUGACAUCUUAAGGACUAACACACAAUUACUGCAGCAUGAGUUUUUGGUAUAAGCCUGCCUUAUCACCUGCAAUGUAAAAAAAUAUGCUGUUGCCAAGAGACUCAUUUGAGGAGACAUUGGUUAGUCUUUAGGAUACCAUAAUUCUGCUUGUUUUGUCCUCAAGAGAUUUAACACUGUUAGUCUUCUAGAAACGGCGCUAUCAUUUUGUAGUGAGGCCAUUUGUGUGACAAAAAUAUCAGAUACAAUUGAGGACUAAGGAACCAUGACUAAAUCCCAGCAGCGGCAAGAUAUCUAGAUAUACUGAAGCAGUAUGCCAUGGGUUCAGACAUUACAAGCAUGCACUCAUAGACACUGAUUUUGAUCCAUUCCUUUGGAGGGAGGUGGGGAAAAAAAGUCAAGCUGCCCAAUUACCUCAAAUUAUUUAUUUGCUUUUCAAAUAUGUCCCAGUAUGAACAACUGGGUUUUUGCUCUGACGCAUUGUACAGCAGAUGAUAGCCUUGAAAGUGACAACAGAAUGCUUCAAGUGUAUGUCCACAUCAGUUUUUUCCACACACUAUGAUCCAGCAAAACUAAAAGAUUCUGCGAUGCACACCUAAUGUUCUAGUCUGGUUUGGGUGCUAUUUGUGAUGUUAGAAGCACUAUUUUUGUUUGUACUCCCAAUAAGUCAGUUGGAGUGAUUAUGCACCUGGCGCAUUUGUUCUGGUUUUUUUUACAGCAGUGCCCACAGCCCGAGACUAGCUGCUCUUAUGGGAAGGCUUGCCUCUUUUGGAAGUGGGAUAUGCAGAAUAAACAGGCAGGGGAGGCAGCUUCAGCUGCACAGCACCCUUUCUCGUGUGUUGAAAUGGAGAUAGUGUUAAGUGUGUAGUAGAUAUUUGGUGCUAUUCAGUGCAUGUUACUGUAGCGCUGCACUAAUAUUGUCUUUGUGAGAUCCUAUUGCUACAACAAUAUGUAGCUUAAAUUGUGUGUAAAGUACAUCUUUGGAUCAAUGGAAAUACGUAUUACUUUAAUGGGACGUCCCCCCCCUGGGCACACCAUUCUCAGGAUUUAAUUUGCUGUUGUUGACCUGAGGACAGGAAUCCGCCUGAUCACAGCUCUUUGCAAAAGAUCAAAGAUACAAAAAAGGGAGGGGAGUUGCCUUGAAAAUACACCUGAAAAAGAUGCUGAAGCUCCUUUUGUAACUUUGGCAUCUUUUCUCAUGUGUGUGUAUCAUUUAAAAUUGCCAAAGAAAAUGAGAGGUUAUUGAACGUAAGAAAUAUCCCAUGUAGCCAUUUUUACAGUCAAAAACAUACAUGCACUUCUUAUCCUAGGGUGUCUGUCCAGAAGAAUAUCUGAGUAGCAGUGCUGUCAGAGCAGGACUAUGAGGCAGACAUCCAGAGUCUCUACUCAACCCUCAAUAGCUGUAGUGUUGACUUAGAACAUACAGUGGUACCUCGAGUUAAGAACUUAAUUCGUUCUGGAGGUCCGUUCUUAACCUGAAGCACCACUUUAGGUGCUGCCACUGCUCGAUUUCUGUUCUCAUCCUGAAGCAAAGUUCUUAACCCAAGGUAAUAUUUCUGGGUUAGCGGAGUCUGUAACCUGAAGCGUAUGUAACCCGAGGUACCACUGUAUUAAAAUUGCACACAUUACCAUCAAGUGAAGGGGUAGAAUGCAGAAUACCAUUAAAUCCAGAGUUUAACGUUAUAGAACUGUAUCUUGGCAGUGCCCUAUGCUGGCUUUGAACAUGGCUGCCUAUGUUAGGCAGCCAAUUCAGAAAUGUUUUCAAGAGUAACCCCAACCAUGACUACCAAAGUUUCUGGUUAGAUUCUGCACACCUUGGCAAGAGAAUCAGAAUCAGCUGUGUGCACUAUCUGGGCUUUAAGAACAAGAAAAGAAUUCCUCCCUCACAUGAAAGCUAGAGCCUAGGUAACUGCAAUGGGGCAGGAGGAGUCAAAUGCAUAAGGUGCUGUCACCAAUGUGCAUGUGCAGUGGGGAAAAGAUUAUGUACAAAGCUUACGAAAAUACGUUACACGAGCACAGCUGCUGCUUUGACACAGCAGAAAUGAUGCAUGUAAUACAGGAAUGGUGUGAUGAUACACUUUACAUUACAAAAUCACCGACAAUCCCCACCCCUUCCCAAAAGUCUGCCACUCUUCUAGAAUUGAAGGAUGGGUAGGAGGGAACAGGUGAGAAUAUCAAACAUUCGAGGUACAAAUGUAAUUACAAUCAUCAUAGCAGUAUAUCUCUCUUAGUCCUGCAGUGUGAGCAGCUUUUAAAGACCAGUCUUUAUUUAUCCCAAAAGUGAAUGUAUCCUACAACAAGAAGUGUAUCCUUAGAGAAAAGUCACAGGAAAGACAAGUUUGUGUUUUAUGGCCAGCAUGAUCGUAGUAUGCUAAUGGCAUAUAAAUUGGAAUUUCAUCCUAUCCAAGUCUUGAAAUACAUCGUCUGGCCAUGGUAGAGGGACUGGGUGAGGCAGGCCAAACCUAUACAAGUUCAAGAUGAUAACGGACAGCGCAGGUAGUGUGGCCUGGAGCUAGAAUGAGCAGGAACACCUGUUCUUCACUGCUGACACCUUGGGGUGCUCUUCAGCCAAUUGCUUAAUGGUUGGAGAUGGCCAGGAGUGCUUUGCCACUGCUUCUCCUUGCAAGGAGGAUGUCUUCAUUUUUGUCCUGUUCAGGUUUCCCUUUGUCAUCUCAAGGGUUGGUCAUUGGAAAUGGAAGAUGCAAAGGGGGACACCUUUAGUGACUGCUCAAGCUUUGCGGUCUACUUUCUGAGAGUCAGGGGUUGCCAGGAGCACAUUACACCAGGUCUCUACCAUCCACACAGCAUCUCUGUGUUUCACAAGUACAACUAUUGUGAGCUGCCAUGGAGGCCCAGGGCCAGGAUGGCAGGAGAAAAAUGUUAAAGAUGAAUAAAUGCAUUUCAACAUGCUGGUUUUGACCUACCUCCUGCCCCCACAUGAAUUAGACCAUAUGUACAUCCCCUGGCACCUAAUCUGAAUUCCAGUUUGAAAAUUUGUUGAAGAGUGUCCCUGAGAAAGAACCCUGUUCAAAUCAUUUGACCCCAAUUUUUUAAAAAAACUUUUUUUCCCCUGGGGCAACCAGAGAUUCCCUCCCUUUCUCCUUGAAAUUGGUGCCUUCCUGUUUAUCCUUCCCAUGUACCUUGAUAUCAUACUUCAAAUGCCACCCUAAUCUUUGAGAUCAGUUGGUUAUAAUUUCCAUAGCAAAGUUUAUGCAAUAAGGGCAUUAAGAGACUUAAUUAUGCAGGGUCACCUUAAAAUCCUCUCUUCUCUUUUUCCACCAAUUCCAAGCUUGAAUAUUUUCCAGGGAUAGACAUAUGUGGGCUGGCUUUUAAGUUAGGAUUAAAGAGGCAAGGGCAUUUUAAAAUUCUGGGAUGGCCUAUUUAUUUUCUUAAGAUUCUUUCAAACAUCAGCUGCAUUUGGUUUUAAUCUGCUAUUGCUUUCAACUGUUGUGAUGCUCAUGCUCGAUCAUUUCUGCAGCUUUCUUAAUUGAUUUCUGAUUGUUUCAUUCUGACGAUGUCAUCAUUUUAAUAAGCAAAGCAUCAUGGGAUUCAUAUGGAUAUAGGACUACCUUCCUACCAUCACAGUUCUCCUUGGCACAUAGCAAAGCUUCCACUUGAAAGGAACUUGUCACACUUUUCUUAAAAGAGUCCUUGGGACACCUGAACUCAAUGAAUCCAGAUGUCUCUUUUUGAUGGUUCUGUCCAGUUGCUAAAGCCAACCCUACUGUGGUAUUUGGUUGCACAGAAGGCAGAUUAAGUAGCUGUCUAGCUUUAUCAAAUGGGGUGGAGAACAAUCUCCCUUCCAAUCUAUGUAGAACUUAUUAACAACAGAAUUAUUAGCAAAGCGAUAAAUGCUCACUCUUGAUGGAGUUUGCCAAGAUUCAGGAGGCAGAAAAGGAAAGUGCUUUCUUGAUAAACUCCAAAUGUCAAAUGGGCUUAUGUUCAACAUAAAGUGACCCUUUUAAUAUCAGCAUUUCUGCUCUUUCAUGGUUAAAGUUGAGCAGGCCUGACAGCCUCAGAAAAUUGCUUAAAAAAAGAAAGAACAAGAGUUAAAGCUUGAGUGGCCUCUAAUGCUUUCCAGAUCAUUAAGGCUUGUGUUUUCCAUUUUGCUUUAUGAAGUGUGUAUAGCUAAGCCAAGCAGCAAGUUCUUCAACAGCGAAAGAGCUCUAGAUACAAAGCCACGUGCCUUUAAAUUGGGUGGCAGAAUGGCUUGGGAGAAUGGAGUAGUGUUAGGGUACCCAUUUUACUGAUAUUCCUUUCCUCAAAAUGUUACUGAAAUCACAUAUUCGCUUACUUUAAGCCAGCUCAAAGACCACUUUUCAUGAUACUUUGUCAUUAAAAACAAAACGGUUUAGUUUUUUUCUUGAUUUUUCCCUUUCCCAGCAACCCUGCAUCCCCCUGAAUGGCAAGCAAAGGGCCUGCUAUCUAUGGACCGCUUGGAUUGACAUGUGA
This is a messenger RNA of Podarcis lilfordi (Lilford's wall lizard), 5162 nucleotides long. Lineage: Eukaryota; Metazoa; Chordata; Lepidosauria; Squamata; Lacertidae. The record is from the annotation of a GenBank genome assembly.